Pezoporus occidentalis (night parrot) is the source of this 3038-nucleotide messenger RNA. It is a transcript of the gene XRN2, whose product is annotated as 5'-3' exoribonuclease 2. The transcript has 30 exons. Lineage: Eukaryota; Metazoa; Chordata; Aves; Psittaciformes; Psittacidae. Gene Ontology annotation, molecular function: nucleic acid binding; 5'-3' RNA exonuclease activity. Gene Ontology annotation, biological process: nucleobase-containing compound metabolic process. Gene Ontology annotation, cellular component: nucleus. The coding region runs from base 6 to 2963 and encodes 985 amino acids. The record is from RefSeq and is a predicted model, not a curated record.
CUAAAAUGGCGGCGGCGCGGCUGCCGCGCGCUCCCGUGGUGCUCCGCGCCGCCCUCCGCCCCCGGAAGCGCUCCCGCCGUUGCCGAGGGCCGCGGUGGGUCCCGGCCGCCAUGGGGGUGCCGGCGUUCUUCCGCUGGCUGAGCCGCAAGUACCCCUCCAUCAUCGUCAGCUGCGUGGAGGAGAAGGCCAAGGAGUGCAAUGGCGUCAAGAUUCCCAUUGACACCAGCAAACCCAACCCCAAUGAGGUGGAGUUUGAUAACCUCUAUUUGGAUAUGAAUGGUAUAAUUCACCCUUGUACACACCCAGAAGACAAGCCAGCACCCAAAAAUGAAGAUGAAAUGAUGGUUGCGAUUUUUGAGUAUAUCGACAGGAUCUUCAACAUUGUAAGACCAAGGAGACUUCUCUACAUGGCUAUAGAUGGAGUAGCUCCACGUGCAAAAAUGAAUCAACAGCGGUCAAGAAGAUUCAGAGCGUCAAAGGAGGGCAUGGAAGCUGCUGAAGAGAAGCAAAAAAUAAGACAAGAAAUUCUGGCAAAAGGUGGCUUUCUUCCUCCAGAAGAAGUGAAGGAGAGAUUUGACAGCAACUGUAUCACCCCAGGAACUGAGUUUAUGGACAAUCUUGCUAAAUGCCUCCGCUAUUACAUCGCUGACCGCUUGAACAGUGACCCGGGGUGGAAGAAUCUGACAGUCAUUUUGUCCGAUGCCAGUGCUCCUGGAGAAGGGGAACAUAAAAUCAUGGAUUACAUUAGGAGACAAAGAGCUCAACCAAACCACGACCCAAACACUCAUCACUGUCUGUGUGGGGCUGAUGCUGAUCUAAUCAUGCUUGGCUUAGCUACACACGAACCAAACUUCACUAUAAUUAGAGAAGAGUUUAAACCAAAUAAACCCAAGCCCUGUGCUCUUUGUAACCAGAUGGGCCACGAGGUUAAGGAUUGCCAAGGUUUGCCCAGAGAAAAACAAGGCAAGCAUGAUCAGUUUGCAGACAGUCUUCCCAUGGCUGAGCAGGAAUUUAUCUUCAUCCGGUUAUGUGUUUUGCGAGAGUAUUUGGAAAGAGAGCUCACUAUGGCCAGUCUGCCUUUCACUUUUGAUUUUGAAAGAAGUGUUGAUGACUGGGUCUUUAUGUGCUUCUUUGUGGGAAAUGACUUUCUUCCUCAUCUGCCAUCUUUGGAGAUCAGGGAGGGAGCAAUCGAUCGCUUGGUUAACAUAUAUAAAAAUGUGGUCCACAAAACUGGGGGCUACCUCACAGAAAGUGGUUUUGUGAACCUGCAGCGGGUCCAGAUGAUCAUGUUGGCUGUCGGAGAAGUUGAAGAUAGUAUUUUCAAGAAGAGGAAAGAUGAUGAUGAUAACUUUAAAAGACGACAAAAAGAAAAAAGGAAAAGAAUGAAGAGGGAUCAGCCUUCUUUUAUUCCUGGUGGACAGUUUUCCCCUCAAGCCCUGGGAAAUCGAUCCAGUCCUCAGGCAAUCAGUAACCCCAGACAAGCUGCCUUUGAGAUGAGGAUGCAUGACAGACAGAAUUCUACAACUUCAUCAUCUCCAAACACCAGCCUGACUCCUGACAGUAGCCCAUCCCUGGCAGGAGGAAUUAAGCGGAAAGCUGAAGAUAGUGACAGUGAACCUGAGCCAGAGGAUAAUAUCAGGUUGUGGGAAACUGGUUGGAAGCAGCGCUACUAUAAGAACAAAUUUGAUGUUGAUGCAUCCGAUGAGAAGUUUCGGCGCAAGGUUGUACAGUCCUACGUGGAGGGGCUGUGCUGGGUCCUCAGAUACUACUAUCAGGGCUGUGCCUCUUGGAACUGGUAUUACCCUUUCCACUAUGCUCCCUUUGCUUCUGACUUCGAGGGUAUUGCAGACAUGCCUUCGGAUUUUGAGAAAGGCUCCAAGCCGUUCAAGCCCCUUGAACAACUUAUGGGAGUGUUUCCAGCCGCGAGUGGGAAUUUUCUGCCACCAACGUGGAGGAAGCUCAUGACAGAUCCGGAAUCAAGCAUAAUUGAUUUCUACCCUGAAGACUUUGCUAUUGAUUUAAAUGGGAAGAAAUACGCUUGGCAAGGUGUUGCGUUAUUGCCGUUCGUCGAUGAGCGACGCCUCAGAGCUGCCCUGGAAGAGGUGUACCCUGACCUCACCCCUGAAGAAAACAGAAGAAACAGCCUUGGUGGUGAUGUUCUCUUUGUUGGAAAACACCAUCCGCUUUGUGACUUCAUUGUGGAACAGUACAAGACCAAAAACACAGAGCCAGUGGACAUUCCCCCAGAGCUGUGCCAUGGGAUCCAGGGCAAGCUGACACUGAAUGAAAAUGCUGUUCUUCCAGACCAGACAGUUGAGUCUCCUGUUCCGAUGCUGCGUGAUCUUACCCUGAAUUCUGCAGUCAGCAUCUCCUUCAAAGAUCCACAGUUUGAUGAAAACUUUGUUUUCAAGGCUACGGUGUUACCGGGCGCAAAGAAACCUGCUCCAGUUCUGAAGCCAGGAGACUGGGAAAAAACCAACAACGAUGGCAGGCCCUGGAGACCGCAGCUGGGCUUCAACCGAGACAGAAAACCAGUGCAUCUGGACCCGUCAGCGUUCAGGGCUUUAGGCCAUACGAUGCCAAGGGAGAGAGUGAUGCCAGGAAUGUAUGCCAACGCAGUACCUCUUGGAGCUUAUGGGAGCCCCUACGCCAGACCGCUUCUGAGCGGGCAGCAGCAGAUUCCGAAGCUGUUGUCAAAUCUUAGACCCCAGGAGGCUUGGCGAGGUCCUACGCCCCUGUUCCAGCAGACACCACAAAGAUCUGCUGGGGCUGCUCCUCUCCUCCCCUGGAACCGCAUGCUGCAAUCCCAAAACCAGUUCCAGCCGAGCCAGUACCAGGGGCUGGGCGGACCCAUGGGCUACCCACAGAGACCCGAAGAUCGCAUGGACAGGGGCAGACAGGCCUAUGGCCCCGGGAGGCCCUACCCGCUGCCGCCUCCCUCGGGAAGAUACGGCUGGAAUUAGCUCCUGGCGACUUCCUUUUUAACCACAAAGUGUCCAGGCUUUUUGUUCUGUUCUUUUAUUAUCUGGGGAGGGGGG